Messenger RNA from Olea europaea var. sylvestris, 318 nucleotides. RefSeq lists its product as uncharacterized. The record is from RefSeq and is a predicted model, not a curated record. The transcript has a single exon. The coding region runs from base 1 to 318 and encodes 105 amino acids. Lineage: Eukaryota; Viridiplantae; Streptophyta; Magnoliopsida; Lamiales; Oleaceae.
AUGUUUUCGAUUGCUGACAAGAGAUCACCAUUUGUCAUUGAUAUAGAGAAAUGGACUUCCAUAUGUCGGAUGCUUCAAGUUGAUCAGAUGUCAUGUCCACAUACGUUGGUUGUAAUAGCAACAACUAAAGGAGACCCAUUCGAUUAUUGUUCGUACUUUUACUCACGAGAGGCAUGCAUGAAUGCAUACCAAUAUAUGGCAUACCUAGUUGAAAAUCCAAAUGAGUGGACUGUGUCCCGGGAAGUUGAAGACAUAAUUGUCUUGGCACCUCAUCAAAAAAGAAGUUCAGAAAGACCUGCUGAAAUGUGGGCGUUGUAA